Messenger RNA from Protomyces lactucae-debilis, 1300 nucleotides. RefSeq lists its product as uncharacterized. The transcript has a single exon. Lineage: Eukaryota; Fungi; Ascomycota; Taphrinomycetes; Taphrinales; Protomycetaceae. The record is from RefSeq and is a predicted model, not a curated record. Bases 81 to 944 code for a protein of 287 amino acids.
CCGAUGUCGGCAGUUGCAAUGAAUGUACUUUGAUAAGUGUUGAAAGGGUGACCAAGAUCUACUCCUCAGCUCCGCAGUGAAUGACCGACGUCAACCUCGAUCGCUUUCUUCUACUGUGCAUCUUCAGGAGCCCAGUGAUGGGCAGCAAGCGGCGGCAACCUCUUAUCCUUGCGCGGGAGAACCUAGAUGCAUCAAUCGAACCAUGCAUCCCAUUCAUCACAGCGCGCCGAUUCUGGAUCCUCGUCUACCUCUACCUCGGGCUCACAGCUGCCUCGGCUCUCGUUGCGCGCCUCGCAUGUCGUCCGAUUCUGACAAAGAUCCUAGCUGCGCGUUGUGCACAAAUGGCACAUGCAAGAGAUCUCGUGGCUGGCUUCGUGGAGCCUACAGGAGAGGCUGUCAACAUGAGUCGACAGGAAGCAGGCGGUGUUGUGGUGGAUACAACAAGACACAAGUUGCUCGUACACAGCUAUACUCGGACUGGCGAGGAUAUACCAGAGACAAGUGCGAAAGAGGUGUAUGUUGAUGAUGCAAAGCAGAGCGAGACGGUGGGACCGGUUGCCACAUUGACGCAAGUCAAGACAUCGAUAUCGACCAUGAGCAGCGAUAGCGAGGCAAAUGCAUACGGCGGACUGUUACGAUGCAGUGCAGCAUUCAAAGAGUAUCUCGACAGCUUGAAUCAAAUGGCCUACCAGCGGAGUUAUGCGACUCCUGGAGUGCAUGACAGUACAGACAAGGGCAUUCAGAACUGCAAAGCAGAGAUCAGAAGCGUCGAGGGAUCUGUAUUGUUGCAAGGAACUUUCCAAGUCGAAUGUCAUCGCAGCAGCAGCAGCAGCAGCAGUACAAACAGGCAAGUGUGGCCAAAUUCAAGACAGAGUCUGCUGUUGCUCCUUCACAAGACGUAUCUACAUCUGCAUUGCCUGCAAUCCUCCAACCUCCAAACGUAAUCGUUGGUAAUCUACAGAAGCUUGCCCCAGUUUGCCCUUGAUAAUCGCCUCCUCUUCACGAAUACCUGCUGCUUCCUGCUCAAGCUCAGUGAGUUGCUGCUCCUGUGUCUGCGUGCGCUUGCGUAAUUGCGCAAGCUUGGCCUGUACGGCCGAGAGAAUUUGAGGAAGAGGAGCAAGUGGUGUGAAUGUGGGUACAGGUGGACCUCGAAACACACGGACGCCCGCUGCAUUGAUGUGUUGCAGCAGGCCCGACGAUGACAUCCUCGGCUCAUCGCCCGUCAAUAGUGCAGGGCCAUUGUGCGUUGAGAGGCCGGCGAGAUCAGAGGUUCGUUGGAUGGUUGCUUUUUUGAUCUGCG